This is a messenger RNA of Spirometra erinaceieuropaei, 731 nucleotides long. The record is from the annotation of a GenBank genome assembly. NCBI's taxonomy places the organism in Eukaryota, Metazoa, Platyhelminthes, Cestoda, Diphyllobothriidea, Diphyllobothriidae.
AUGGCCAACGGGUAUCCUCGCAACUUCAUCGAACGCGGCAGACAGGCCAGACCGGGCCGACGUUUGGUGACAGAACAACCAACAAUAUGGCGGGCGCUUCCAUACCUCGACGGCGUUUCUGAGGCCGUCUCGCGUCUCUUAAGACCGCUGAAGAUCGGCAUCGCCCACCGACCGGAGUCAACAAUUCGACAUCUGGUCCUGAGACCUAAGGCCCGUCUGCCAAUAGGUGAGACCACAAACGUCAUCUUCCGGAUCCGGUGUAACUCCUGCAAAGUCAACUACAUUGGGGAGACCGGCAAACGGCAAACGGACACACGUUCGCCUUCCAGCGUGCCGAAAUUCUGGGCCGGGGAAACGAUCGCAUAGCCAGGGAAACAAUCGAGGCUUGGCACACGGGGACAACCUCCACCAACCGCUGUGUUGCUCUUCCCGCUGCCUAUCAAGCCCUUCGAGCGCAGCUCAGUAAACAAAUGAGCAGACGUGCACCCAGGCUAAACAUUAAUCCAGACAUGAGCGAGUCCACGGCGGAUACACACCCAACCACCCCUCAACCGGGUUCCGACGAAGGCGCAGUGCUCACCACAGCCGGUCCAUCUACUAGUCCGGCGGACGAGAAAACGGACAGUCGUUGCGGCGUAAACAAGAUUGCCAGGCUUGGACGACAGCUACGCUCAAUGGAGGUACGAACGACGACCACCAACGUCUCAACGCCGGCCUCCGAUGUAGAUUGA